CCCUCAGGGCUGUCCAGGAAGCCCUCCCUCCAGCAGGGCCCUAUCCUGGCUACUGGACAAAACCUCACUCUGCACUGUCGCUCUGACCUCAGUUAUGACAGAUUCACUCUGUCCAAAGAGGGGGUUGGUGACCUCUCUCAGCGUCUGGGCUGGCAGCCACAACCUGGACUCUCUCAGGCCGACUUCUUCCUGGGCCCUGUGGGCCGCUCCCACGGGGGCCGCUACAGAUGCUACGGUGGACGCAGCCUCUCCUCUGAGUGGUCAGCCCCCAGUGACCCCCUGGACAUUCUGAUACCAGGACAGCUCCCUGCCACACCCUCCCUCUCAGUGCAUCCAGGACCUACAGUGUCCUCAGGAGAGAAUGUGACCCUGCUGUGUCAGUCACGGAACCCAAUGGACACUUUCCUUCUGUCCAAGGAGGGCGCAGCCGAUGCCCCCCUGAGUCUGAGAUCAGUAUCCCAAGCUCAGCAGUUCCGGGCAGAAUUCUCCUUUGGAGCUGCGAGCUCAGCCCUUGGCGGUACCUACAGGUGCUAUGGUUCUUGGGACUCCUCUCCACACCUGCUGUCACAGCCCAGCGAGCCUCUGGAGCUCACCGUGUCAGGUGCGCAUGGCUGAGCUUAGUGUCUCUCUGACCAUGUCCCUGGGCAGCCGUGUGCUACAUGGCUGUGCAGGUCUCUGGGAGAAUCAGCUAGAAGUGGACUCU
Messenger RNA from Octodon degus (degu), 703 nucleotides. RefSeq names its product leukocyte immunoglobulin-like receptor subfamily A member 6. The annotation marks the transcript as partial. The transcript is spliced from 2 exons. Gene Ontology annotation, molecular function: inhibitory MHC class I receptor activity. The record is from RefSeq and is a predicted model, not a curated record. Lineage: Eukaryota; Metazoa; Chordata; Mammalia; Rodentia; Octodontidae. Gene Ontology annotation, biological process: cytokine-mediated signaling pathway.